AUGUCAUUACAGCCAUUGGAUCAGGCGCUCACCACACCUUCUCAAGCUUCUGCUUGGUCCCACCACCCUCCAAAUCCAAAGGAGACUAAAACUUAUCCAACACCACCGAUUUUCCUUCAUUAUGCAGAACCUCCCAUGGGACCAGUAGUUGAACCUCCAGAUCUGUUUUUUCUCAAAAUUACAAAAUCUAAACCUGUGCAGGAGAACCCAACUCAGAUUACAAAAUCACCUGAAGACAUUGUAGCUCAAAGUCUAGAAUUUAAGAAGGAUGUUCUUCCAGAUUCAUUUGAGGGUCAAGCUGAGUCUGCAAUCCCACCCAGUAUGUCAUUACAGCCAUUGGAUCAGGCGCUCACCACACCUUCUCAAGCUUCUGCUUGGUCCCACCACCCUCCAAAUCCAAAGGAGACUAAAACUUAUCCAACACCACCGAUUUUCCUUCAUUAUGCAGAACCUCCCAUGGGACCAGUAGUUGAACCUCCAGAUCUAAUGGUAGUUGAACCUCCAGAUCUUUUUUUUCUGAAAACUACAACAUCUAUACCUGUGCAGGAGACCCAAACUCAGAUUACAAAGUCACCUAAAAAGGUUGUAGCUCAAACUAUAGAAUAUAAAGAUGGCUUGUCUUCAGGUCCAUUUGAGAGUCAAGAUGAUUCUCUAACUCCACCCAAUGUUUCAUUACAGCCAUUGGAUCAGGAAAUCACCAUAUCUUCUCCUCCUGGACGGGCUCAGCAACCUCCAAAUCUGAAAGAGAAUAAAGAACAUGAGCCAGAAGAGAUUUUCUCUCACCAUGCAGAACCUUCAGUGGGAAUGGUAGUUGAACGCCUGGAUCUGCCUUUUCUCAAAACCACAGAAUCUAAACCUGUGCAGGAGGCCCCAGCUCAGAUUACUGAAUCACCUAAAGAUGAUGUAGUUCAAACUCUAGAAUAUAAAGAGGUAGCAGUUUCAUCUGUAAUUGAGGGUCAUGCUAAAUAUCUAACACCCAGUAUUUCCUAUCAACCUUUAGACCUGGAACUUUUUGAAUUCUCUGGCCCCACUACUGAGGUUCAUCAUUCCACUACUUUCAAUGAGACUACAGUUCCUUCUUCAAUGCAUAUUCGUAUCACAAGUCCACAUUUGCACUCAAAAUUUUCUGUAACUCCACAACCUAAUACAAUAGUUAAGCAUUCUGUCCAAAUGAAGGAGACUCCAGCUCAGACUUCAGAGAUACCUAUGGAGACUGUAGCCCAAUCUGGAAAGCAUUAUUUACCAACAGUUUUAACUUCAGUUUAUGUUGAAAUUCAACAUUCAAAUUUAUCAGCUAUAGAGACUGCACAUUCUGGAGUCCCCACAACUAUAACUUCUUCUCCAGAGGCUUCACUUUGUGAAGUCCCAACAACUAUAGCUGCUUCUCCAGAGAUUGCACCUUCUAAAGCCCCAGAGGCUACAGCUCCUACUCUGAAGUGCCCUAGCAUAACAGCUCUACCUCUAGAUCAGGGUGAGAAACACCCAAGCCCAACUGAAGUCACAGUUCAAGUUUUGAAAGUGGAAUCUACCAUAACUCCGUAUUCUGAAAAUUCUAAUACAGAAAAUGAUUUAACAAUAGAAAAAGAUGCCUACAAUUACACCAACAUAUGUGACUUCUGCUUGUGUGAAAAUGAGACACUGUUGUGUGUUCAUCCCAGCCCAAAAUGGAGACUCCACCAAGUGCCUGUGCCAAGGCCCAACACCUACAAUGACACUUUUGCUAUCUUAAAUUUUAAAGGAAAUGAUAUUUCUUACAUUGACAAAAAUGUAUGGAAGGUAUACCGCUGGACUGAGAAACUAAUUCUAAGUGAAAAUCACCUGACUGAAUUACAUAAGGAUUCAUUCGAAGGCCUGCUAUCGCUCCAGGUUUUGGAUUUAUCCUGCAAUAAAAUACGCUAUAUUGAAAGAAGGACAUUUGAGUCAUUACCUUUUUUGAAGUAUAUAAACCUUGGGUGCAAUUUACUCACUGAACUGAGCUUUGGAACAUUUCAAGCAUGGCACGGAAUGCAGUUUUUACAGCAGUUAAUUCUCAGCCGUAAUCCUCUUGCAGUUGUUGAAGAUCCCUACUUUUUUAAGUUGCCAGCAUUAAAAUAUCUGGACCUGGGGACAACACAGGUGCAACUGACAACGGUUGAGAACAUCCUCAUAAAGACUCUGGAGCUGAAAUAUCUGAUCUUACCUAGCCACAUGGCCUGCUGCCUCUGCAAAUUUAAAGCUGACAUUGAGGUUAUCUGCAAGACAAUCAAACUGCAUUGUCAAACAGGAUGUCUGACAAACACCACACAUUGUCUUGAGGAAGCAUCUAUAAGGAACCCAGGAGGAGUAUUCAUGAAAGUGUUGCAGGCCCGGAAGGGGAACAGCAGCACUGAGCUCACUAUUGAACCAGAAAGGGGCAAUUCAGACGAAGAUUAUGCCAACUAUUCCAGUUCCAUGGAUGAAAAGACAGACUUUGAUGAUGAAAAUGAUGUUAUGAGCGCGCUAAAUUACAUACUGCCAUAUUUCUCAGAGGGAAAUAUGGAAGACAUAAUGUCUUCAAUGUUACCAUACAUUAAACUGCUGUUUUCUCAUGCACAAGAUACAGGUAAUUCCUUGGGAUCUUUGCAGAAGGACACAGUAACUGUUUCUGCUACAAAUGAAUCUAAGUCCAAUAAUGUCACUUACAAAAAUAAAUUGAAUAAACUUCAUUUUUUAGAAAAUUUGUUAGACAAAAAAAUUGAUGAGGUUCAAAAGGAAGAGAAACCUGGGAGGCAUAAGGCAAAAUCUAAAAAUAUAAGUCCCAAAUUUAAACGACGAAUAUUUGAAAAGAGAUGGGAACCCGCCCAGGCAGAGGAAGACUCUUUCUCCCCAGAACUGUCCCUGGUGGACAAGGCUCCCACUACAAAAUCGCUACCUGAGUUCAUAGACAGACGAAAAGACUUGUCUUACACCAUUUAUGUUUUAGAAAGUGCAAAUGCCAAUGUGAAGAGAACGAAGGGUUCUAACCCAAGUUUACAAAGUGAAGAAAGAUAUCGAAACCUUAGAAAGAAAAAAUCUCAGUUUCAGUUGAUUGCAAAGUGGCCAGCAGCAUCCUCUGCAGUGAGGAGCCUGAUAAAUUCCCCUGCACGAGGGAUCUUUUCAUCUUUAGGAGAUCUGAGUUACUCAGAAAGGCCCUUUCCAGAAUUAUAUGCAGCUCCAGAGUCCACUAUAGAAAAGCCUCUUGAAGAAAUUCAGGCUGCAACAGAUAAUAUUGGAGAAAAUAUUCUUGAACCAAUCCUCACUAUGCCUGAAGAAACUACAUCAAAAAAUAAGCCUGAGAUUCCUACUGCAGAUUCUGAUAUCCCUAUACCCAGUGUACCAGGCUUAAUUCCAACAGUUGAGCAAACCAAUGAGCCACAGGUACACUUAGUUUUCGGGUCUGACUCACCUAACUUCAACGAAGUUGUUUACCCAUCACUGAUGACGCCAGAAGAACAGUUUGAAUCUCAUCUAAACCAGCAUCUGGGGCCCCUCAUCCCCAACAGCAAUGUGAGAAGGCUCAUCUCUCACGUCAUCAGGACGUUGAAGAUGGACUGCUCUGACAGUCAAGUGCAACUGUCUUGUGCCAAGCUCAUCUCCAGAACAGGCCUCCUGAUGAAGCUUCUCAGUGAGCAGCAAGAUUUCAAGCUGUCCAGGACUGACUGGGAUACAGACCAGUGGAAAACUGAGGACUACAUCAAGGAGAGCACAGAAGCCAAAGGCGAACAGAAGAGUCUGAAACUAAGUCAGCUUUCAAAUGAAGUCUCAGGGUUCGGCUACAAUAACAAAGUCAUCUUGGCGAUAUCUGUGACCAUUGUAGUAAUAGUUUUGAUUAUCAUUUUGGGUCUCAUCGAGGUUUAUUCCCACAGAACAAAAAAGGGAGAUGAAGAAAAUUCCACGUGGUAA
Arvicanthis niloticus (Nile rat) is the source of this 3900-nucleotide messenger RNA. NCBI's taxonomy places the organism in Eukaryota, Metazoa, Chordata, Mammalia, Rodentia, Muridae. The record is from RefSeq and is a predicted model, not a curated record.